UCCCGCCACUCCAAUUCUCUUCUCUUUUUAUCGCAAUCUCCUGUUGACUUUUUCUUCACUCUUCAUUCUCUCGCACAUUCACAUUCACAAACCCUAAUUCACUAAAGUUAUCACAAUUCUCAAUCAAAUCAAAUCAACGAUUUCUGCAACCACAGCGUAAUCAUCAUCAUCAACCAUGGGUUACCAAGACGAUCCGAAUCGCGACGAGGACGGAGAACCAUUGAUGGACUACGACGACGUUCAAUCCGAUCGGGAGCCAUCUCCGGAGCCGAACAACAACCUCAACGAUUUCGAGGAAGAUGUCGACGAUUGGGGCAACCGUGAACGAUCUCAGACUCCGGUGUACGACAACGACUCGUCGAAGUCGAAGCCCAGGAAGAGGCUCAUCAAGAAGGGCGGCGGUGGUGGGAGCCAGUCGGUGGCUCCGGAUCUCGAGGAUGAGGUGGAGGAGGAGGAUUUUCCGGUGAGGUCUGAUGAGGGGGAAGGGAGGAAGAGGAAGAAGGAGAAGGAUGGUGGAUCAGGGAAGAAGGAGAAGCGGCUUAAAGGCGAUACGAGGUUCGGAAGUAGCAGCAGCGGCGGAAAGGGAGGUUCCAAAUUUGGGUCUGCUAAGAAAGGGUUUGGGGGGAAGGCAGGGAAGGAUCAUGAUGGUGAAGUUAAGGAGAUGUGGGAUACCAUUGCUGGUGGAGAUUCUGAGGAUGAUCAAGAGGGUGUCAGAAAUUUGGAUGAUGACAACUUCAUAGAUGACACUGGAGUGGAACCUGGUUUCUAUGGUAACUACAAUGAACCAAGCUCUCCUGGUGAAGCGCCUCAGGCAGAGGAAGGUGAAGAAGAUGAUGAAAUCAAUGAUCUUUUUAAGAUGGGUAAGAAAAAGAAGAAGAACGAAAGAAGUCCUGCAGAGAUAGCUUUAUUAGUUGAGAAUGUCAUGGCUGAGCUUGAGGUUACAGCUGAAGAGGAUGCUGAACUCAAUAGACAGGGGAAGCCUGCUAUUAAUAAACUCAAGAAGCUGCCUCUUCUUACAGAAGUCCUCUCAAAGAAACAGCUCCAGCUAGAAUUUUUAGAUCAUGGAGUCCUAACUUUAUUGAAGAAUUGGCUUGAGCCGCUUCCUGAUGGAAGCUUGCCAAAUAUAAACAUACGCACUGCAAUUUUGAAGAUUUUGAAUGAUUUUCCUAUAGACCUAGAGCAGAUUGACAGAAGAGAACAGCUGAAGAGGAGUGGUCUUGGGAAGGUAAUUAUGUUUUUAUCAAAGUCUGAUGAAGAGAUAAAUGUAAAUAGGAAACUAGCCAAGGAACUGGUUGAUAAAUGGAGCCGACCUAUAUUUAAUAAGAGUACACGGUUUGAAGACAUGCGAAAUAUUGAGGAUGAGAGGGCUCCUUUCAGGAGGCCAUCAGUCAAAAAGCCGGCAAAUAAAGCUGCAGGAAUGCAAUCUAGAGACAGUGACCUUGAUUUGGAUCUUCCACAGCCUAGGUCUGGUCAGUCCUCUUCCAGGCAACAUGCAUCAAGACCAGAAGCAACACCUAUGGAUUUUGUGAUCCGUCCCCAAUCUAAAGUUGAUCCAGAAGAAGUUAGAGCACGGGCAAAGCAAGCUUCACAUGAUCAACAGCGUAUGAAGAUGAAUAAGAAAUUGCAGCAGUUGAGGGCACCAAAAAAGAGACAGCUUCAGGCUACAAAACUGAGUGUGGAAGGUCGUGGUAUGAUCAAAUAUCUGUAGAUGGAAGGAUUUUUUGGUCCUGCAAGUUUCAAAUAAUGUGCUUGCCUUUAUGGGAGAAUGCAGUGAGCUCCUUCCUUGGCCUGUGUAGUGGUAUGAUCAAACAUUUGUAGAUGGAAGGAUUUGUUGGUCCUGCAAGUUUCAAAUAAUGUGCUGCCUUUACGAGAGAAUGCAGUGAGCUCCUUCCUUGGCCUGUUUUCGGUGAUCUGAUUAUAUUUUGAUUGGUGGUGUGAUGAAAUUACUCACCCCUUUGCUGCAUUUGUUGUGUAAUAAUACAUUGCAACAGUAAAUCCAAACUUUAAGCUCUUGUGUAUUAUUUCUUCUGUUAAAUAAUCAAAGCCUCGGAUUGCAUAA
Molecule: messenger RNA, 2059 nt
Organism: Lotus japonicus
Lineage: Eukaryota; Viridiplantae; Streptophyta; Magnoliopsida; Fabales; Fabaceae
Product: protein IWS1 homolog 1-like
Exons: 11
Coding region: 176-1708 (510 amino acids)
Biological process (GO): regulation of DNA-templated transcription elongation; brassinosteroid mediated signaling pathway
Source: RefSeq, a predicted model, not a curated record